AAUGUUUAAUUUUAUAAACUUUAAACUUUUGCUUCAACAUCAAAUAGGACUAUGAAAAAGUGGAUUUUCUUUCUUCGAUAUUGCCAAAAGACUCGGCCAGAAUGUAUCCACUGUGUAUGAUUGUUGGAAGCAGUGGUCAAAUGGAGGUACUGCUUCAAGAAGACCGGGUUCUGGAUAGCCACAUGGAACUACUGAGAGGGAAGACCGCCGUAUUGCAUAUGGCUGUGGUGCAUCGUACUGCGUCUGCGGCAGAAAUUCGAGCUGCAGUUGGUACCACAGUGACACAGUGAACUAUUACAAAUUGGUUACUUCAAGUACAGCUCCAAGCCAGGCACCCUGUAGCAUGCAUUCCACUGACUCCAAGCUAUUGCCAUUUGUGACUUCAGUGGUUUCAAACCAGAGCUCAUUAGAGGACGGAAUGGAGAUCCUUUGUGUUUUUGGGUGAAAGCAGGUUUUGCCUUGGUGCCAGUGAUAGCUGUUAGUCAAAAGGAGGCCAGGGGAAUGCAUGCAACCAAAUUGUCUGUGGCUUAGACACACUGGAUCUACACCUGGAGUCAUGGUUUGGGGAGCAAUUUCUUAUGACAGCAGGAGUACUCUAAUGCACUCCUGCUAUACUUCCAAACACAGUGACUGCAAAUUUGUAUGUCAGUCUGGUAAUUCAACUUGCUGCCAAUUCAUGAACGGCAUUCAAGGAGGAGUUUUCCGACAGGAUAAUGUUCGUCCUCAUACCGCUGUUGUAACACAAUGUGCUCUACAGUGUGUCGACAUGUUACCUUGGCCUGUGAGAUAACCAGAUCUGUCUCCAAUUAACAGGCUGUGGAGUUUAUGAAGAAGAAGAAGAAUAAGAGUGCAGUGCAAAUGAAUCUAGAUCAGAAUGCAUCUUUUUUUCCAUUUGGUGGGAUAAUGCAUUUUGACUUAUGAAGCAUUUUACAUUUCUUUCAUAUUACAUAAAUUCAAUUUUAGAACAGGCCCAUCACAGUUUAAAUCACUGAACAUUAUUUUCCUUUGUAAUUUACAACUUAAAUUGCAUGACCAAAAUGAGAUAGUUAAAUAACACAUUUCUUAUGUUUAUCCAUUAGAUAUCAAUUAGGCCCACCAUUAGCCAAGUAGUAAAGUUACUGAAUGCUUCGGUAGUUUGACUUGGGUUUGAAUCUCAAUGCACAGACAUUUUCCCUGUGUGUAACGUGGAUAUGGGCCAGUUUCCCUUAGAAAGUUCUCCUCGAAGGCAUCCCUUCCCUUAGGCAGAUUGCUGUAUACUUUUCCAUAAUCAAAUAAGUCAAAUGCUAGAUAUUAGUAUAUCUAUAAGUAUUAGUAUAUCAAUAUUGUGUUCAAAUGUACUAUUCAUUUGCAUUUCUCCAGAUCCAGACUUUAUUGAAUUACAACAGAGUUUUAUGGAAGAACACUAUAAAGCAUUUGAAGAAUGUGAAGAAAAUAAACUUGAAUAUAUGGAUAUAUUCAAUUUGUAUAAUGAACUUAUUGAAAGGCACAUAGAAGAAUGUCUGCGUAAAAGAAUACCUGGAUUUUCUAUGAAGAAUUUCUUGCAAGAUAUAAGCAAUCAUUCAGAAUUAGAAGGCGAAGUAUUUGACAUCUUGGUGAGCUUCACCGAUUUUAUAACAUUCAAAGAAAUGUUUCUGGAUUAUAAAGCAGCUAAAGAUGGCAGAACACCAGACCUAUCAAUAAGCAACAGUAACAACUCUAAAAGCUGCUGAACAGAUAAAAAUAGGCAUAAUAACUAACUUAAUUUAUGAAUACUUGUACAUAUAAGUUUUAAACAUAUUUUUAUAUAUGUAAAUCAGUUAAUUUUGAAAAUAUAUAAUAAUUUAGUGUGUGCAUUCUAGAUCAGUGAUAGAUUGUUAUAGUUUUUAUGUUAUUAAAUAAAAAAAGUUCUUCCUC
Stegodyphus dumicola is the source of this 1893-nucleotide messenger RNA. RefSeq names its product ADP-ribosylation factor-like protein 2-binding protein. The record is from RefSeq and is a predicted model, not a curated record. Gene Ontology annotation, cellular component: mitochondrial intermembrane space. Gene Ontology annotation, biological process: maintenance of protein location in nucleus; positive regulation of tyrosine phosphorylation of STAT protein. NCBI's taxonomy places the organism in Eukaryota, Metazoa, Arthropoda, Arachnida, Araneae, Eresidae.